Messenger RNA from Tupaia belangeri chinensis (Chinese tree shrew), 936 nucleotides. RefSeq names its product DNA damage inducible transcript 3 (gene DDIT3). Lineage: Eukaryota; Metazoa; Chordata; Mammalia; Scandentia; Tupaiidae. The record is from RefSeq and is a predicted model, not a curated record. Bases 189 to 707 code for a protein of 172 amino acids. Gene Ontology annotation, biological process: negative regulation of transcription by RNA polymerase II; intrinsic apoptotic signaling pathway in response to endoplasmic reticulum stress; ER overload response. Gene Ontology annotation, molecular function: RNA polymerase II cis-regulatory region sequence-specific DNA binding; protein heterodimerization activity; transcription factor binding. The transcript is spliced from 4 exons. Gene Ontology annotation, cellular component: CHOP-ATF4 complex; CHOP-C/EBP complex; CHOP-ATF3 complex.
AGAGCCCUGCUCUUCUCUCCGGGGGUCAGAGGCUUGAGUCUAAGGCAUAGAGCAUAUCAUGUUGAAGAUGAGCGGGUGGCAGCAAGCAAGCCAAAAUAAGAGCCGGAACCUGAGGAGAGAGUGUUCCAGAAGGAAGUGUAUCUUCAUACAUCACCAUACCUGAAAACAGACCUGAUCUGACUGCAGAGAUGGCAGCUGAGUCAUUGCCCUUCUCCUUUGGGACACUGUCCAGCUGGGAGCUGGAAGCCUGGUAUGAGGACCUGCAGGAGGUCCUGUCCUCAGAUGAAAAUGGGGGUACCUAUGUCUCACCCCCUGGAAACAAAGAGGAAGAAUCAAAAACCUUCACCACUCUUGACCCUGCCUCUCUGGCUUGGCUGACUGAGGAGCCAGGACCAGCAGAGGUCACAAGUACCUCUCAGAGCCCUUGUUCUCCGGAAUCCAGUCAGAGUUCCAGUCAGAGUUCCCCGGCUCAGGAGGAAGAGGAGGAAGACCAAGGAAGAACCAGGAAACGGAAACAGAGUGGCCAGUCUCCAGCCCGGGCUGGAAAGCAGCGCAUGAAGGAGAAAGAACAGGAAAAUGAAAGGAAAGUGGCACAGCUAGCUGAAGAGAAUGAACGCCUCAAGCAGGAAAUCGAGCGCCUGACCAGGGAGGUAGAGGCAACUCGCCGAGCUCUGAUUGACCGAAUGGUUAAUCUGCACCAAAGCUAACAGCUGGGACCGUCACGCCUCAUUCAGGCCACUACCUGCCUUUCCUUUCCCAGAAGUGGCUACUGACCACUUCUCACCAGUGCCAAUGAUGUGACCCCCCCCCACCACAUAUUCAGUAGGGAGAAGGCUUGGGUAGACAAAAGGGUCGGGUCUUUCUUGGUUUGUACAUAGAGAGCAUACAUUUAUUUAUUAAUGCCUGUAUCUAUUAAAGUGAUGUUCUAUAAGCCCA